Pyricularia oryzae 70-15 is the source of this 1206-nucleotide messenger RNA. Its product is annotated as oryzin. The coding region runs from base 1 to 1206 and encodes 401 amino acids. The record is from RefSeq and is a predicted model, not a curated record. Gene Ontology annotation, biological process: proteolysis. Lineage: Eukaryota; Fungi; Ascomycota; Sordariomycetes; Magnaporthales; Pyriculariaceae. Gene Ontology annotation, molecular function: serine-type endopeptidase activity. The transcript has 2 exons.
AUGGUUAACUUUGCCGUCAUCGCCACCACUCUGGUGGGCACGCUGCUGCUGCCGGGAGCCGUGCUGGGUGCACCCGUCGACCCUGUCGACCACAGCAUCACCGACCGUUACAUCGUCACGCUCAAGCCCGGCGUCACCAUGGAGAGGCGCGAUGCCCACCUGGACCGCGUGGCCAGUCUGCACAAGCGUAGCCUGGGCCGCCGUGAUCUGCCCGGCACCGAGAGCACGGUAGACAUUGAGGAGUUUCAUGCCUACUAUGGCAAGUUUGACGACGCUACGGUUGAGGAGAUCAAGAGGGACCCAGAUGUCGCCGCUGUGGAACCCGACCAGAUCUGGACCACGUCGGCCGAGGUGACGCAGAACGGCUCGACUUGGGGACUCGCCGCCGUCUCGCACCACAAUGCCGGCUUCGACUCGUACAUCUACGACGACACGGUCACUGGCGCCGAUAUGUACGCGUACGUCAUCGACAGCGGUAUCAACAUUAACCACGUUGACUUCGGCGGCCGGGCGGUGCGCGGCUACAACGCCUGGGGAGGCGUGCACACCGAUGUUAGCGGUCACGGGACGCACGUUGCCGGCACCAUCGGCAGCAAGACGUACGGUGUUUUCAAGGACGUGAACCUGAUCGACGUCAAGGUGUUGAGCGGCAGUUCAACCACGACGGCCGUGGUCCUGGAGGCUUACACGUGGUCUGUCAACGACAUCCUGGCCAAAAGCCGAACGGCCAAGUCAGUCAUCAACAUGUCGCUUAGUGCUCGCAAUUCUGAUGCCUACAGCGGCGCUAUCGCCGCCGCAUACAAUGCAGGCGUACUGAGCGUCGUGGCUGCCGGAAAUGACAACCUGCCGUCGUCUACUCGCUCGCCCGGAUCCGCCCCCGAGGCCAUCACGGUGGGCGCCAUUGCUUCGGACUGGACCGAGGCCGAGUACUCCAACUACGGCCCGUCGGUCGACGUCCUGGCCCCGGGUUCCCAUGUCCUGUCGACGUACAUAGGCACUAACACAGCGACCUUCUCCAUGUCGGGCACGUCGUCGGCUACUCCCCAUGUGGCCGGACUGGCGCUGUAUCUGAUGGCACGUGAUGGUGUGUCGAGUCCCGCGGCCGUGGCUGAUCGAAUCAAGGAGCUGGCCACUCCGAAUGCCGCAACGCUGCGCAACGCUGACACGCCGAACCUGGUGGCUUUCAACGGCAGCUCACUUGUUUGA